Messenger RNA from Camellia sinensis, 1505 nucleotides. Its product is annotated as sporulation RMD1-like protein, putative (DUF155). NCBI's taxonomy places the organism in Eukaryota, Viridiplantae, Streptophyta, Magnoliopsida, Ericales, Theaceae. The record is from RefSeq and is a predicted model, not a curated record.
CCCAUAACAGUGCCCGAGGGUUUUACACAAUUUUUUAAGUUUUAGAACCAUCGAGUCUCCACAAUUGCAUAGAGACAAGAUGAUCAGAUGAAUAAUAUGUGGAGACACCGUUCAAUCGACGCUCACAUGAAGACUAUCCUCCUUCUUCCCUCUCUCUCAUCUUCAACCUCACCGCCAUUCUCACCAUCAUCAACAACAAUCAAAGCUUUCAGAACUCUCUUCACACUCUCAAACCCUAGCUCAAGUCUCCUUCCACCGCCGAAGCCUCGCUUUUCCUUUAUCCCUCUUCCCAAAUCCCCAAUUAUUCACUGGACUUCGCAUCCUCGCAAUCACAGUUUCGGCUUUGUCGUCGCCAAAUGCAUUUCGCCGAUUUCGUCGGCGCAGAUAUUGGAGUGGGACGAGACUGUCUCGUGCUCGCAGGUUGGGGAUGGUAACAAUGGGGUUGUGAGUGAGCAGGACACGAAGCCCUCUAUUGCUGUUAGGGCUUUUUUCUUCUCUACAAGUGUGGAUUUGAGAAGCUUAGUUGAACAAAACAAACCCAAUUUCAUUCCGCCUACAUCCCGUAUGACUAAUUAUGUUGUGUUAAGAUUUGGCAAUGUUAAGCCCGAGCCCAAUGAUGUGGGUGUCAAUUUAAGUGGAAGUGACUGCUGUUACAUGGUAGUUUUCCAGUAUGGCUCAAUUGUCCUGUUUAAUGUUCGUGAUCAUGAAGUCGACAGAUAUCUGAAAAUUGUAGAAAUACAUGCUUCUGGGUUGCUCCCCGAGAUGAGAAAGGAUGAGUAUGAGGUGAGAGAGAAGCCGGCUUUAAACACAUGGAUGCAAGGUGGAUUAGAUUACAUAAUGUUGCAGUACUUGAAUAUUGAUGGAAUCCGUACUAUUGGCAGUGUUCUUGGUCAAAGUAUUGCUCUUGAUUACUAUGUACGCCAGGUUGAUGGGAUAGUUGCAGAAUUCACUGAUAUAAAUCGUGGGAUGGAAAAAACUGGAACCUUUACAAUGGAAAGGAAAAAGCUUUUUCAAUUAGUGGGAAAGGCAAAUUCUAACUUAGCUGAUGUGAUUCUUAAGCUUGGACUUUUUGAGAGAUCAGACAUAGCCUGGAAGGAUGCCAAAUACGCUCAGAUUUGGGAAUAUCUUAGAGAUGAAUUUGAAUUAACUCAGAGAUUUGCCAGUCUUGAUUUUAAGUUGAAGUUUGUGGAGCACAACAUCCGUUUUCUUCAGGAGAUUCUUCAGAAUAGGAAAUCAGAUUUUCUGGAAUGGCUCAUUAUUAUAUUGAUUGGUGCUGAAAUCCUCAUAUCUGUGUAUGAUAUUGCCCAUAAGUCCGUGAUUACGUCCCUAUAGCUGUAGGCUCCACUGAUGCUUGAAAUCAGAGCUAAGUUUAUUUGUGAUUGAGGGUAGUUGCUGUGUAUAUACUCUCCAUUUAAAUCACUAUAUGGAAUUCAUAGUGCAAGUCCUUUUUGUCCCUUGUAAUUUGUGAUUCGGAAUGUCCUUGCAAGUUUGGUGCUCUUUGAUCA